ACAAAAGAGGGAAAGACCGGGUUGUAUUUACUUUCAUUUACACGUCUGAAAUAUUUAAACAAACGGACAAAACCAGACAUGGCUUGUUCAAGAAGUAUGAUCCUUGAGGACAACUUCCUUUGCUCCAUCUGUCUGGACGUGUUCACUAGACCUGUGUCGAUUCCCUGCGGACACAACUUCUGUUUUGACUGUAUCGCACACCACUGGAACAAUAACGCUCCUAUAUUCCAAUGUCCACUGUGUAUGGAGACUUUUCCCAUCAGACCAAUGCUUCGGGUUAAUAUCUUUAUUGCUGAGAUGGCAGAAAAGUUCAAGAAUUCAGCUACAAAAAACUCCUCCGACAGGUCUGACAAACCAGGAAAUGAAGGUGUUCUUUGUAAUCUUUGCACCGGGUCAAAGGUCGCAGCUUUCAAGUCCUGCUUAGUGUGUCUCAUGUCUUUCUGUGAAACACACCUUGAGCCACAUCAGACUGUUUCAGCCUUAAAGAAACACAAACUGAUCAAACCGACCGAGAACCUGGAGAGCUGGAUAUGCAAAGCGCACGAUCAGCACUUGGAGCUGUUUUGCAGGAAGGACCAUCAGUUCGUAUGCAACAUUUGUAAAGACACUGACCAUAAAAACCAUAAAGUAGUCAGUCUAGAGGAGGAGAUUGAAAUCAGGAAGACCGAGCAGGAAGCACAGCAGAGAGAAAUGGAUCUCAUGAUUCAGACGCGUCAUCAGAAAAUUCAAGAGUUUCGACACUCAAUAGAGACUAGUAGGAGUCAUGCUAGGAAGGUACUGACCCACAGCAGGCAUGUGAUGAACGCUGUGGUGGACUACAUUAAAAGAAGCCAAGCUGAGCUGACUGAGGUAAUUGAGCUGAGGCAGAAAAAAACAGAAACAGAGGCUGAAGGCUUCAUUAGAGACCUGGAGGAGGAAAUCACACAAAUAGCUCAGAGGAACAGACAGCUGUCAGGGUCAGUCAACAACGACCCGGUCACAAACCUGCAGAAUCUAUUCAAAGUCACCGUCCCUCCGAUCCAGGUUAGAGACUGGUCUGAUGUGAGUCUUGAGAGGGAACAGUUCAAUGUGCAAGAAGCAGCAGCCCAGUUUGAAAGUACAGUCACCGCAGAAAUAAGGAAACUGUGUGAUCCUGACCUGAAAGAAAUGCAGAAGUACGCUGUAGAUCUGACCCUGGAUCCAGACACGGCCAACUCCCACCUCAUUGUCUCUGAAGAUGGUAAACAAGUCGUACAUGUAGACAGAAGGAGGUUCCUCCCCAGCAAACCAGAAAGAUUUGAUCAGGUCCUUAAUGUUUUAGCAAAAGAGGGUUUCUCAACUGGGAAAUUUUACUACGAGGUUCAGGUUAAGGACAAGACUCAGUGGGAUCUCGGAGUGGCAAACCAGUCCAUUAACAGGAAGGGGGAUGUGAGACUGAGCCCUAAGAACGGAUACUGGACUAUCUGGUUGAGGAAAGAGAGGGAGUUCACAGCCAACGCGGGCCCUGCCGUUAGCUUUCACGUGAGGGGGAUGCCUGAGAAGAUCGGAGUGUUCGUCGACUACGAGGGGGGUCUGGUCUCCUUCUACGACGUGGAUGCCAGGGCGCAGAUUUUCUCCUUCAGCGGCUGCGACUUCACAGAAAAACUCUUUCCGUUCUUCAGCCCAUGUACUAAUGAUGGCGGCAAAAACGCAGCCCCUUUGAUCAUUACACCUGUCAAAUACAAGAUCUGAGGGGGAACUGGAGGGAAAAAAAAACAGGUAAUACGCCGAGAUGUUAUUAUAAGGGAAAGCUGAAGAAUGACAUUUUGUUUCUCCCAUCCAUCAGUGUCAGUCCUGUGUGUCACUGUGUCAUCUGUCACAGAGACAGCUGUGGAUCCCCACCAGAGUCCCUGUGCAGACAUCAGGACUGUGAAUAUACACAGAUUUACAGGACACUCAUGGAACUAAAAGUCUCACACACAGAACUAAAUCUUCCUUAUGAUGCGGCACACAGGCUCGAAAUUUUAAUACUUGGUACUGAUGAUCAGUUAAAGAUAAAACCACUGAGCCUGUUUACAUGCACACAAAAAAUCUGAUUUCUGGACUUAUCAUAUUAUUCAAGUGAUCAUAUAAACAGCAUAAUGUGAUCUGCUUUAUCAGAUGAUGACAAGUAUCUGAUUAUGAGAAAUCACAUUAACACGCCUGGAUUUCUCCCCUGUACUCUGAUGUCUUUGUGCAUGUACGCUUAUUAAUCUGAUUUAUUUUGUUUAAACCCCCCCCCCCCACCGAAGAGGAGGCAAGGGGUAUUGAUUUUGGUUUGGUUUCUUUCUUUCUUUCUUUUUCAACAUUCUAGCAGCAAAACUAUUGGUUGAGUUCAUACCAAAUUUGGUUAAUAGAUUGCACGUCACACAGGAUAUAUGUCAUUGCAUUUUCGGAACAGUAGGUCAAAGUUCAAAUUUUUUAUGAAUUUUUUAAAUAUCUUUUUUCCUCAUUUCCUUAUAAUGGGAGAAAAUUCAUAUGUCUGUAGCAGCAAAACUGUUAGGUGAA
Messenger RNA from Sphaeramia orbicularis (orbiculate cardinalfish), 2505 nucleotides. Its product is annotated as E3 ubiquitin-protein ligase TRIM21-like. The transcript has 2 exons. Gene Ontology annotation, molecular function: protein binding; zinc ion binding. The record is from RefSeq and is a predicted model, not a curated record. NCBI's taxonomy places the organism in Eukaryota, Metazoa, Chordata, Actinopteri, Kurtiformes, Apogonidae. The coding region runs from base 79 to 1710 and encodes 543 amino acids.